CAGGAAGCAUUUUCUCAACAACUACUCCAUACAUGUAUCUCUGCUGGCCAGUCUCUCAAUUCCAUCACUGAUUCCAAAGUUCAAAAGCUCUUUUAUGAUUAUAUCCCUGAAGCUAUGAUUCCAACAAGGCAGGCUUUGUCAAGCAAAAUUCUUUAUGCAGAAGUCACCAGAGUCAAGAGAGAGAUCAAAAACACCUUCUGUAAGGGUGCUUAUUUAGUCCUUUCUGGUGAUGGCUUGUCGGAAAUCUCCAGGGGUGCCUUGCAAGUGUUCCUUAUUGGGACAUUAAUUUGA
Molecule: messenger RNA, 291 nt
Organism: Suillus fuscotomentosus
Lineage: Eukaryota; Fungi; Basidiomycota; Agaricomycetes; Boletales; Suillaceae
Exons: 1
Source: RefSeq, a predicted model, not a curated record